CUUCCAAGCUAGUUUUUUUUUUCUAAUUAGGCGGAAGGAUUCUGAUUCCUGGAAUGUAGAUCCGGAGUUGGUGAAGGAUGUAGAUGGGAAUGUGCUGCGGCUGCCAGUUGCAGGUUCUGUGAUCUCCCUGUUACUUUAUGCUCGCAGUAUCUAUUGAUGCAGCUACAGAAGGGCAACUGGGAAGGGAGCUCAGGCAUAGAGUGAAGCUCAGAUGGCCGCAUCAGGAGCGCUAUCCAAAUUAUAACCCAGGGCUUCAAUAAGAGCAUAUUUUACUAGUUGCAGUUUAUAUCUUUGCUGAUCGUUCAGCACACUGCGGCUUUGGACUUUACAGAAGAUUUAAUAUAAUAUUGUGUGACAAUAUGGCAGACCAUGUUUCUCCAAAGGUAAUAUUCCGAGAUGUUGCUGUUUAUUUCUCUGAAAAGGAGUGGGAUCUCCUUGAAGGAUGGCAGCGAGACCUUUACACUGGCGUAAUAAAAGAAAUUCAUGGAAUUCUCAUAUCCCUCGGAUUUAUUAUUCUUAAUCCAAACAACUUCUUAAGGAUUCAGCCAGAAGAUGAACCAUGUCGGAAAAGCCGUUAUGUGUUAGAAAGAAAUGAAAGCAUAAAUAUCACAGAGCCUGACUGUGGUUUGGUGAAUCCUGAUAUUUUAUUAACUGUCCAGCUUGGUGAAAAGCAGCGUGUUGCAGAUACUUAUGAAGAGGAUGGAGGAAGAAAUGUGUCACUGCCUAGCACAAGCAAGUUCAUUGACAAGUUUGGGGAAUAUACUGCUGUCAAGCAGGAAGCUCAUAUAGCAGAUUAUACAAUUAUUCCCAAUAUAGAACCGUUGAAUAGUCCAAAAAAGCGUUAUCCUUGUAAUCAACCAGUAUUGCGAAGGGCCAAUGUUCAGGAACAACCAUCCAAUAGCUUGCAUUUGGAACUGAAACGUGGGAUCAGAUAUUCUACUGUGCAGGGAAACCGAGCAUCUACCUCUGGUUUAAGUAAGCCAAAUGCUGUUGCAGUACCAGGAAAGUUCAUUAUCAAGAAGCCAUACAAUGUAUGUGAUAAGAACUUCAAUGUAAAAGCAUACCCAAAAAUCGAACCUCUAACUUUAAAAGUGAAAUCAAAAGAACUGCCAUCUAACACUGAAAAUGGAAGCUUGGAAGGAAGAAAAACGGUUAACUAUAUAAAUGUAGACAAGACCAUCAGUGAGAGACAAGUCACUCAGAAACUCAACUUAGGAAAUAUAUCUUUGAAAAACAAAGGAAAAGUUCCAUACAACUUGAAAAGUAGCGGGUACUGCCAAAGAAUGUUGAGAUGGUCAAUCACUCAAAAGGAAGAAGUGACACAGAAACGAUAUUUAGCAGGAGCUCAAGUUUCUAAAGAGCCAGAAAGGAGCUUUAACUGUACCGAAUGUGGGAAGAGAUUCUUAAAAUUAUCUGACCUUAGGCUUCAUCAAGGAAGCCACAGAAUAAAAAUCAAGCAAUUAAAUGGUUGCAUUAUUCAACUGAAAAGCCAUCAGAAUGUCCAGGCAAGUCAGAGGCUGUCCAUCGAGCAGAAAAAUUCAAAUGCAGGUUCACCCAAAAACAUAUCCGGGGCAAAGUCGUUAACGUGUGCCGUGUAUGGGAAAAACGUCAGCCCCAAUACCCACGUUGCAACGCAUCCUAAAACACUUGUAAGAGAGAGACGGUUUGUGUGUAAAUUCUGCGGAAAAAGGUUUCAGAAUAACAGUAACCUUAUUGGGCAUGAAAGAAUUCACACAGGAGAGAAACCUUUCGAAUGCCCAGAAUGUGGCAAAAGCUUCAGCCAGAAGGCAAACCUCACAACUCACCAGAGGCUUCACACUGGGGAACGGCCCUUUGUUUGUAUCACUUGUGGGAAGAGCUUUGCGCAGAAGAUCAACCUGCUCACCCACGAGCAGACGCACGCCAAGAAAAAAAAGAAAACCGACGGCAGACACAUCAUGAUCAAUUGAUCCGUCCCACUUCAGGAUCUGGCUGAUUCAAUAAACGGAGAGACAUGUUCAGCUGUGAUAACCAUAAAGUGCCUGGAAAUUAGGUUGCUCCAUUUCACAAAGUCUACUUAUUUUUGAAUAAACCUACACGGUUCCUGAGAUGGCUAAUUUUACUGUUGGUCUAGUUUAAGACUAGAAUUGACAGGUGCUACUUUAAUAAAAAAGGGUAGGUAUCACUGGGAAGUAAUUCUCUCAAAACACUGCCUGUAUAGGUGGCCCUAGAUAUCUAUAUAAUAUGCUAAAAAGACCAUAUACCUCACUCCUUCCAUAGGAGGAAACAAACAAGCACUUGUACAUUUUUCCCCCCAUUAUCAUCAUCAUCUAUUUUGUUAGAAUAAAAACAAUAGCCAUUGCUCUGUUCUAAACCUUAGUACUUGUAUAGUUCCCCACCAUUACAGCAUACUGUAACUGCAGUCUUGGGAAAAAAAGACAUUCUUUGGGAUAUUAUCGUUUCUUGGGUCACCUAUGAAUGGAACAUAUGAGAUAUUUAUCCGUUUGAUUCCGUUCUAGAGGCAGUGUAUCUCCACUAAGUGCAGUAAAAUAGUGAUCUAUUUUUUUUACCUCCCAACUGAAAUGGGCAAAACUUCUUCCACGGAUGUGGUAAAUGAUAAACUGUUCUGUACAUUAGGCAUGCCAACUACUUUCUCUGCUCAAUCUUGGGCGUACACCUCACGCACUCCAGAAAAAUCAGCAGUGGAACACAUGACGACGUGUGCAGAAGCUGCCGCAAAACACUGCCAGUGUUCUUUCCAACACUUGUAUAAAGGAUUUGUACACAAACCCUCCUAUCCCCUCAAGUACCAAAAACAAAAAGGAAAAAUUCAGUUCCCAGUAAUACUUUCCCUUUUACAAAAAAACGAUGCAUAAGGAAGAAAGUACCUCAGAAAUGAAAGUAUUUUAGAAUGCUCUAAAAUACGACUCAUUCUCUCCAAUGUUUUCUAGCCUUAUAUUUACAGAAUAUAUUUCCAGUCUGUGUGCGUGUCUAUAUAUAUUUAAAUAUAUAUAUAUGAUGUUUCUGAUAUCCUUGAAACAAACUGAAUAUCUUGUAUUGUUGAAAACCUAGAGAAACCUCUACUUCUUGUUUUUAGAGAAAUGCCUUGGAACUUGUAGACAUGGGAAACCUAUUUAUUGUGUGGUAGACAUUUUUAGUUGGGUGUUCAGGAUUUUGGAAGUCCCCCCCCCCGUCAAAUCAAGUAGUGCAGUAGCAGUCCUAAUGGUACAUGAAGCUACAAAAAUCUCCAUGUUUUAAUGGUGUGUUCAUUAAAGCUGGUCCACUAAUGUCUCCAUGACUGGACCUUAAGUGGGACAGUUGAAUUGGAAUAUUUGAAUGCAAUGUGAAAAUGUAAUCAUGCUUUGCUGGUUAUGAGAAUAAUGCCAAACAAACUGCGGUUAAGGCCGGCAGUUAUUAGGAAGAAAGGCUGCACUGCAAACAUUAUCGUUGGUGUAACUUACUAAGGUGUCUUAACAGAGCCUUUUGACCACUAUUGGGUCACAGUGAAUGUAAAACCAGUGUUUGCAGUGGCUCACUUUAAACAUACUGUACAUGCGAGGAUUCUCUGAUGCAGUUAUAUUUAGGAAACACUAACUAUGCGGACAUUGAACUCAUAAGGUUUGCAAGUUGUUUUAAUGCAGUCCUUUUAUAUACACGUCAAUUUAAAUGAAAUGUUUUUUUAUAGAUCAACAGUCACACAAACACAGCAAUUAAGGUCUUUUGGUUUUUCCUGUUGAGAACUUAGUCAUGUUGUCUCUGCUGCCCUUGUUAGGGUAUAGGUCUUGGCAAAAAAAAUUCUUUGGCCAUUUGAUAGCCUUUAUGUAGUAGGCACCCCUAGGCCCGCUGACAUUGGUUGCCCCCGUCCCUUCCCUUUUAUUUGUGCAAAUUUUCAUCAUCUGGACUGGAGCAAUUGGGAAAUUUAAAAAACAAUUUUAUCUCCUGAGCAUCCCCAGUGUUUCUGAACCAAUGUGGGUGUGUUUGGGCAGCAUGCCACCCCCUAAAAUCCUGCCGCCCUAUGCCCGGGCGUUGGUGGCCUCUCCUCAAAUCUUGGCCUGUAUGCAACUAAAUCUUGCCUCCAAGCCUGGAAUUCAAAAAGCACCACCUGCUUUGAUGCCACUGGGAGCAACAUGAUUAGUUACAUGUUUUCACAAUGUGACUAUGAAGAUUUUCAUUCAUCCAGGUCAUGGUAUAUCUAGUAUAAGUAAUUCUAAAACAACUGAACUUGCUAAGUAAUCAUUGAUCCUUUUUAUGUGAUUAUUAUUGAUGGCAGAUUCUGUGGCUGUGUUGAGUUCAACUACUCGGAUGUGUUGCGGUGUAACCUCAUAGUUUAACCCUUUGGCAAGCACAUCCCAAAGGAUCCAACACCUAAAGAAAAACAAAGCAAUGUGAUAUACACAGUCCAGUGUAGUAAGUGCACUUACGUAUACAUUGAGGCGACAAAACAACUGCUCACUAAUCGAAUGGCUCCGCAUAGGAGGGGGAACACUACAGGGCAAGACUCAGCUGUCUUUUUACUCUUAAAACAAAAGGGACACUCCUUUGAAGAUAACAAUGUCCAAAUUUUGGAUAAAGAAGACCGCUGUUUUAAAAAGAGGCGUGAAAGAGGCGAUUCAUGUCAAGGUGAAGAAACCAUCCUUGAACAGAGGAGGGGGCCUUCAACACCACCUUUCUGCCACAAACAAUGCUGUUCACAUCUGUACCCCGGCGGAUUCAGAACACUUCACACAUCCAUUCAUGCGACUCUCACAAGUAACACCUGUUUCUAGGAGUUGCAUGACACAUGGUAAUCCUAUCUCAGUGACUACACAGAAUCUACACCUCUGGCAGUUUCAGAUGUCACCUCUCUGAAGAGUUACAAUGUGCCAUUGUGAUUGGAUUAGUGGAAGAGUUUAUAUGCCGAGAACCAGUCAGUAGUGAAACGUCUUCAAUGAUUUCUCAGCAAGUCCAGUUGUUUUAGAAUUACUUCUACUAGAUAUGUUGUUCAGAAGCCACUGGUUGGGGAUCACUGCUUGGCUAGAAAUCUGGGGAAAGCCAACUUCAGGCUCAUCAGGCAUCGUUGAACUUCAUUAGCAACACCAGAAGAGCCGCACAAUUGCUGACACUGAUGGGGAACAGACUUUAAGGGUUCUUGAAAGGAUUCCACAUUCUAUUAGUGAUCAUGCGGAUGGUGGAUGCUACUGCACUAUUGACAAUUCCAGGUUUUGUAUUCUUGUAAUAUACAUGAAGAAUCCUAUGAGCAUAAAUGUGCACCUGCCACAUGUCCUUGUUACUUUUUCUGUUAAAUCAUUCUGCACAGAAUACCUUUACUUCAACUUCUAUUUCAUCCGUACAUGCAGUCUGCCGCAUCCACCUGCAGGGUUCCCUUCUAUGUAGAACUUCAAUAGACCCUAUUCAUUUCUAAUAGCACUGAAUGCUGGGUUGGGCGUUGGAACCUGCGUCCGUAGCUUCUGUUAAAUGCGGAGAAACUGUAUAAACCUCUGAUUUCUGUUCACAUGCAAACAUUUAAGGUUCAUGUUCGGAAUAUGUUGGUGAUGCUUGAAUAAACUGCAGGUAUUCAAUUGAUCAGUCUGAUAAUGAUUAAGGUGUGACCAGGAGAAGUGAAUUUGCCAAUCAGGAAUUGUUUUUUGUUGGUGUUUUUUGGUUUAUAAAUGUUUAUCAUGACUGGCGAAGAUACACUGCAAUAUUUAUUUUCUUUUCAACUUUUUUCUUUGGUUUUUAAACGUGUUCUGCCAUUCUUCCCUUUGGAUAUGUUAUAAUACGUUGCCAUUUGUCCUAGAAUUGUUAUAUUUCAUACCUUAUUUACCAUCUAAUCAGUUGCCUUUGUACAACAACUGAUCUAUACCCCCAAAAUAUCCCUGCAGUGCUGUGCUUAGUAGACAUGUGCUGCUACACAUUUAUGGUACAAGUAGUAAGAACAUGUAGAGCUAUGCAUUUGCUAUGGAGGGUUCCAUUCAGUUGGCAACAUCCCAAUGAUGCAGCUCUUUGACCACUCCCACCUCUUUGGGGAGGUACAACCCAAAUAUAGUGCUAUAGGGGCAAAGUCAAAUUUGACUCUAUGCUGAUACAAAAUAAUAAGGAAGAACCACAAAACAUUGGCUAUAUCAAUUUUAAACACCCCCAACCUUGUAAGAAGUCAAGAGUGAAUUCAGGCCUCCUUUAGUAUGGCCUCAUUGGUUUGUAUGGAUCUAGAAUCAACCCACUGCAUAGAAUAUACUGGGCAGCGCUGUUGCAAUGUAUUUGUUUAGUCUCCCAUGCAUGUUUUGUACCAAACUUUGGGUGGGAUGUUUUAUUCCACAAUCCUUCCCCCUUCUAUUUUAAUUCUCUACUGAAAUGUACUUUUUUUUUCGUUCCCCUUUUCUCAAACACAUAAAACCAAAAUAAUAUAUAUGCAAAUAAUCUCUGUUGCGUUUCUUGUUUCUCUUUUUAAGUUAUUUCACACAGAGAGCAAGAGUCUACUGCUUCUACUGCUAUCCAUUUAUUUGUCUGUAUCACUGUCCGUUCUUCUUCUUUCCAGCACACACAUUUAACGCAUGUUAAAGUGUCUUCUUUGUGUGAAAUUAAUAGAAUUCAAGGUACUUUAGAAGGAGCUUGUUUGCUGUUCUAUAAAGUUCCCAUUUAGAAAGAGUGCUUACUAGAAUCCUUAUGAUUAAUGUGUCAGAAGUGCUGUAUUAUCUUCCAAUAAACCGUUUUGUUAUCAA
Molecule: messenger RNA, 6677 nt
Organism: Xenopus laevis (African clawed frog)
Lineage: Eukaryota; Metazoa; Chordata; Amphibia; Anura; Pipidae
Product: zinc finger protein 569
Exons: 11
Coding region: 360-1949 (529 amino acids)
Source: RefSeq, a predicted model, not a curated record